AUGUACGCAGAAGCCCCACAGCAACCCAAGCCUUGGGCAUGGACACCUUUGAUCGAGAGCCGACCUCUCUCAGAAGCAGCAGGAUGUAGAGUCUUCCUCAAGCUGGACAACCUACAACCAUCCGGCUCGUUCAAAUCUCGUGGUGUCGGCAACUACGUCCUACAGCGUGCCGCCGAACGCAUCUCAGCUGCUGGAGUUCCCAAUUCGACACACUUCUAUGCAGCUUCGGGUGGUAAUGCAGGCAUUGCCUGCGUUCACGCUGCUAGAACACUUGGCUAUCCUGCCACUGUUGUUGUACCCAAGAGUGCCAAACCAGUCAUGAUUGCCAAAAUCUGGGCCAUGCACGGUUCUACCAUUGCUGAAGCACAAGAGUACAUUCUCAACACACUUUUGCCUGCGGAUCCAACCGGUGUGUUCGUUCCUCCUUUCGACCACCAGGACAUUUGGGACGGCAAUGCAACUGUGAUGCAGGAGAUUGCAUCUCAACUUGGUGACAAACCCGACGUCAUUGUCUGCAGUGUCGGCGGCGGAGGUCUCCUCAACGGCAUCAUGCAAGAACUAGACCACAAGAAGUGGAACAACGACGUACAGCACGAAAGAAUGAUGGUUGAGCUGACUGUGGGCGUCAACGUCCCUGUCUGCUUUGAUGGCUUCCUACAAAGCCUAUUGGCCAACAAGAAGACAAUUACCAAGAACAGUAAGGUAGUCCUGAUUGUUUGUGGCGGCAACGACAUCUCGCUUGAUAUGCUCAUGGCAUGGCGUAUGGCUAUGGUUGGCAGUGAGACUGUCCAGGAGACCACAUCGAUGACCGCAAGAGUCGGAGCUACUGGAGUAACAGCUUGA
Molecule: messenger RNA, 843 nt
Organism: Aureobasidium vineae
Lineage: Eukaryota; Fungi; Ascomycota; Dothideomycetes; Dothideales; Saccotheciaceae
Source: the annotation of a GenBank genome assembly